AUGUUCGCAACAUUAGACCUCGACAUCAGACCUGGAUCUGGGAUUGGGAUGUUUGAGUUAGGUACUUCCCUUUGGGCAGUCAUCGACAUCUUGCGUGGACUUCAACAUCUAUUUCCUCAGGUUGAGGUUAAAUUUGAUCCAGAGGACUCUGCGACGACACCGGUAAUUCUUCAUCUUCGUCCCCACCUGGACCUCUUGUUUUCAGGAUACCAUCAACGCCUCCAUACUAUCUGCGUGCGGAAACUCAGGGAGCCUCACCCACCUGUGAUACUUCGCUACAAAGAUACAGUCAUAUCGUCGUCUGCAGAACCUUUGGUUAGAGUACAUGUCAGCCGUACCUUCGGUCCAACAUAUCCAGGAGAUGAACUAAAGUACCCUGGGAUAUGGUUCAGCUUCGAUGACGAUGGUGUCAACGAAGGAUUCAAAGGGGGCAUCACGCACCUAGAGCAACGAACACAAGAAGUAAAGCGUAUCUUUAUCAGACAAAAAAGUGUAGAUGGAGAGGAGCGCGAUGCUUUGGAUGAGGUAAUACCGUGUCCAAUCAUGCACGGUGACAUUUCCAGCGCGGUUAUCAAGAUACAUGAUGGCGUGCACUUUAAUUUCUUCUCUUCUCCCUUGCUUCUCCAGGUUCGCAUAGGAGAAACUACAGCACAAGACCUGACAAUUGAUCUUGGACCUCCCUCUCGAGUUCAUCACAAGGAGGACGAACGAAUGACCAUUCACUCACCGAACCUACAAGUAUCUGAAGAUGAUGGUAGCACCGACUAUUUCUAUAAUUACUUCCAUCACGGUGUGGACUUCCUAAUAUCCGGCCAGACUCAUGUUGUGCGAAAGAUUAUCAUACAUUCGAAUAUGCCUGGCUCCCCGCUCUUUCAGCGAUAUAAACGAUGUCCUUGGCAGUUGGAGGGCAAACCCGAAGAUGACGAAGACGAUUCACCUCCUCGCAAACACUUUUAUGAAAAGUUUGAGACGAUCAGGCGUUUUCUCAGUCCUGGAGAGAUGCUACCCUCCAUGUUACUAGAUCGCACAGAUGAAUAUGAUAAUAUCACACUGCCUAACUCGUCAACCCGUUUGUAUGGUUAUGACGGUGUGAUUUUGGAGGUGAAUGAAGCAUCACAAGUCGUGACUGUGAUGUUGUUUUGA
Molecule: messenger RNA, 1143 nt
Organism: Suillus discolor
Lineage: Eukaryota; Fungi; Basidiomycota; Agaricomycetes; Boletales; Suillaceae
Exons: 8
Coding region: 1-1143 (380 amino acids)
Biological process (GO): Golgi to plasma membrane protein transport
Cellular component (GO): trans-Golgi network
Source: RefSeq, a predicted model, not a curated record